This is a messenger RNA of Microtus oregoni (creeping vole), 3341 nucleotides long. It is a transcript of the gene Pde11a, whose product is annotated as phosphodiesterase 11A. Gene Ontology annotation, molecular function: protein binding; 3',5'-cyclic-nucleotide phosphodiesterase activity. The record is from RefSeq and is a predicted model, not a curated record. NCBI's taxonomy places the organism in Eukaryota, Metazoa, Chordata, Mammalia, Rodentia, Cricetidae. Bases 230 to 3034 code for a protein of 934 amino acids. Gene Ontology annotation, biological process: signal transduction. The transcript has 20 exons.
AAGAGGAGCAAGGGUAGGGUGGGUGACAGCGGCUUUGAACCUCGGAAGAAGUUGGCACCACCCAGCUGGGAUCCUGCUGUUCCUAUCAACCUCCUGCUGGCCCUCAGGGAGGUAGCACGGAGCUGGGGACACCGGUGUGGGCAAACAUGUGCAGAAACAGCUAGAGGCCUUGGGACAGGUUAUCGUGUGGUCCAAGAGCAGAGAGACAAGGCAAGGGGCGCCUUGGACCAUGGCAGCCUCCAGCCUGGACUUCGGGGAGGUGGAAACUUUUCUGGAUAGGCAUCCAGAGUUGUUGGAAGACUAUUUGAUGCGGAAAGGGAAGCAGGAGCUGGUGGACAAGUGGCUACAAAGGCACAGUCCGGGAGAGGGGGCUUCAGGCCUGAAGCCUGCCCUGGCUGGCACUGGCAGCUUGGCUCAGGGUAGUGGCAGAGGCAGCACUGGGAAUGCUGGUGUUGCUGGACCACAGGGCUCUGCUAACAGCCAUCCCAUGCCCAGUGGUGGGGAAAGUGCUGGGGUUCCCCUGAGCCCCAGCUGGGCCAGUGGCAGCCGGGGCGAUGGGAACCUGCAGCGGAAAGCUUCGCAGAAAGAGCUGCGGAAGAGCUUUGCCCGCUCCAAAGCCAUUCAUGUGAACAGGACCUACGAUGAACAGGUGACCUCCCGGGCCCAGGAGCCCAUGAGCAGUGUCCGGCGGAGAGCCCUGCUCAGGAAGGCCAGCUCUCUGCCCCCCACCACAGCCCACAUUCUCAGCGCCCUGCUGGAAUCGAGGGUGAAUCUGCCUCAGUACCCCCCUACGGCCAUCGACUACAAAUGCCACCUCAAAAAGCAUAACGAACGCCAGUUUUUUCUGGAACUGGUGAAGGACAUUUCCAAUGACCUUGACCUCACCAGCCUAAGCUACAAGAUCCUCAUCUUUGUCUGUCUCAUGGUGGACGCUGACCGUUGCUCUCUCUUCUUAGUGGAGGGGGCAGCUGCUGGCAAGAAGAGUUUGGUCUCCAAAUUUUUUGAUGUGCACGCAGGAACCCCACUCCUCCCAUGCAGCAGCACAGAGAACUCAAACGAGGUGCAGGUCCCCUGGGGCAAAGGCAUCAUUGGCUAUGUCGGGGAGCACGGAGAGACAGUCAACAUUCCUGAUGCCUAUCAGGACCGAAGAUUCAAUGACGAGAUCGACAAGCUCACUGGGUACAAGACAAAAUCGCUCCUGUGCAUGCCAAUCCGGAGCAGCGAUGGAGAGAUCAUCGGUGUGGCCCAAGCAAUAAAUAAGAUUCCUGAGGGUGCUCCAUUUACGGACGAUGACGAAAAAGUUAUGCAGAUGUACCUUCCCUUCUGUGGAAUCGCCAUAUCUAAUGCUCAGCUCUUUGCUGCCUCGAGGAAAGAAUACGAAAGAAGCAGGGCUUUGCUAGAGGUAGUCAACGACCUCUUCGAAGAACAGACUGACCUGGAGAAGAUCGUCAAGAAAAUAAUGCACCGGGCCCAAACCCUGUUGAAAUGUGAACGCUGUUCGGUUUUACUUCUAGAAGACAUUGAAUCGCCAGUGGUGAAGUUUACCAAAUCCUUUGAACUGAUGUCCCCAAAGUGCAGCGCCGAUGCUGAGAACAGUUUCAAAGAAAGCAUGGAGAAGUCGUCUUACUCCGACUGGCUGAUAAACAACAGCAUCGCCGAGCUGGUUGCUUCGACAGGCCUUCCUGUGAACGUCAGCGACGCGUACCAGGACCCGCGCUUUGACGCUGAGGCUGACCAGAUAUCUGGUUUUCACAUAAGAUCUGUUCUCUGUGUCCCUAUCUGGAACAGCAACCACCAAAUAAUUGGGGUCGCUCAAGUGCUGAACAGACUCGAUGGGAAACCUUUUGAUGAUGCAGACCAGCGGCUUUUUGAGGCUUUUGUCAUCUUUUGUGGCCUUGGUAUCAACAACACAAUUAUGUACGAUCAAGUGAAGAAGUCCUGGGCCAAGCAGUCUGUGGCUCUUGAUGUGCUGUCGUACCACGCCACGUGUUCCAAGGCCGAAGUCGACAAGUUUAAGGCAGCCAAUAUCCCUCUGGUGUCAGAGCUGGCCAUCGACGACAUUCAUUUUGAUGACUUUUCCCUUGACGUUGACGCCAUGAUCACAGCUGCCCUCCGGAUGUUCAUGGAGCUGGGCAUGGUACAGAAAUUUAAAAUCGACUACGAGACCCUGUGCAGGUGGCUUCUGACAGUGAGGAAGAAUUACCGAAUGGUUCUCUACCACAACUGGAGACAUGCCUUCAAUGUGUGCCAGCUAAUGUUUGCCAUGCUCACCACUGCUGGGUUUCAAGAGAUUCUGACCGAGGUGGAAAUUUUGGCGGUGAUUGUGGGAUGCCUGUGUCAUGACCUCGACCACAGGGGAACCAACAACGCCUUCCAAGCUAAGAGUGACUCUGCGCUGGCCCAGCUCUACGGGACAUCGGCCACCUUAGAGCAUCACCAUUUUAACCACGCUGUGAUGAUCCUUCAGAGUGAGGGUCACAACAUCUUCGCUAAUUUGUCCUCCAAGGAAUACAGUGACCUCAUGCAGCUUCUGAAGCAGUCGAUACUAGCCACCGACCUCACGCUGUACUUUGAGAGAAGAACUGAGUUCUUUGAGCUUGUCAGCAAAGGAGACUACGAUUGGAACAUCAAAAGCCACCGUGAUGUGUUUCGAUCAAUGUUAAUGACAGCCUGUGACCUUGGAGCCGUGACCAAACCGUGGGAGAUCUCCAGACAGGUGGCUGAACUUGUAACCAGCGAGUUCUUUGAACAAGGAGAUCGGGAGAGGUCGGAACUCAAGCUCACUCCCUCGGCUAUUUUUGACCGGAACCGGAAAGACGAACUGCCUCGCUUGCAGCUGGAGUGGAUUGACAGCAUCUGCAUGCCUUUGUAUCAGGCCUUGGUGAAGGUCAACGCCAAACUGAAGCCAAUGCUGGAUUCAGUGGCUGCCAACCGAAGGAAGUGGGAAGAGUUACAUCAGAAAAGACUGCAGGUCUCCGCCGCCUCCCCAGUCCCUGCGAGUCUCACCGUGGCGACGGGCGAGGAUAGGAUGUAAAGCACCCAGAGCCUCUGUGCGACCCUGCGGCCUGGAGGGUCCUCUGCAGCCUGAAGGAUCCGCUGCAGCAGCCGCAUCUUUCCGCUCAGGCAGUCCAAAAGUGCAGACUGUAUAGACCGGACCCGGAAGCGCACCCGGAAGUGUGCUUGGUGGCAGAGGACUGGAAGGAUGAAAGACAGAGGCCGGCAGAGAGCUUGACCCUCCACUUCCCAUGAUGAACCCACACUGCUGGAUUUGGAUCCAUGAGCCUGAGGGCUAUCAGCCCCACUCGUUCAGAGUUGAGGGGACACCGUGGUAAAAGUGUCGC